AUGCCGGGCAAUCCAAGAAGGACGGAAAGCAGGCCCAGUGGCAAAAAUCUAUCGUCGCCGUUCCCUUGCCGCCCUCGUCGUAGCAAGGUCGGUGGAGUGGUCGAAACUGGAGAGGAAAUGAUGCAGAGAUGGAACGAGAAUCCCCGGAGAAUUCGGCGGUGGAUCGGGAACCACCAGGAGAGCGUUCUCAGAAAGCACGUCGAGAACAAACCUCAGAACUUACACAAACGUCUCGCUCCGAAGCGCACCAAGCAAAUUCGAUCUAAGAACGCCCGCGAUAUGGCGAAGGCUCAUCAUCCGGAAUUGAAAGCGAAGUGGGUAGAUCUUCACCAGCAGUUCAAGGACGGCAUGAUUCCGAAAUCGGAGAUGCUCGCGGAAUACAACAAGGCCGUGACCGUUUUGCUUGAAGAUGAGCGUUGGAAAACUCAUUAUACUGCCAUGGCGAGUCGUCAGGAGCCGACCCAGAAACCCUCGGCCUCGGCCUCGACGGAGACGAACGCAUACAGUGUUUUUGCCUUGCCGCACAUCGUCCGGUCUAUUCCGUCGUUCUCCAUGUCUACGGCGACAGAAGCCAACACUAUGCAAGACCAACACAAUGAACCAGAAGCGCACUGGGAGUACGAACGACGAGGCGAAUUUGUCGAUUCUUAUCUUGGAAUCCAGCAAGGGGGCCCCAAUCUUGGAGAGUCCACCCUCAUCCCACCUCAAACCACCGGCGCCCGAUGGAGUACUAUCCCGAGCCGUUAUCGCCUCGCCAGGGCACCCCAGCCAACAUCGUAUGCGCUCCAGCAGACUCCGUUUCACGACGCAUCCUUGCAGCCCAUCGGAAUGGAUGUUGAUACAUCUUGUAACUACCCGAGCUAUUGGCCGUCAAAUUAUGCAACUACACCUCGAACCGUCGAAACAUUUCAGCUCCAUCAAACAUUCCCAGACCUCACGAACGGACAUGCGUACAACGCCAUUUCCUCGUCCAUGGCUCAUUCGCUCGGUAUCCAUCCUCCUCCUCCAACUCAGCCCUCCUGCGUGCAACCUUCUACAUAUACUGCACCUCCAUUGCCUGAAGUGGCCGUCAACUCGUGCGCGGACCAAAACGACCCGCCACAUACCAUCGUAUCUCACAUUUCGUCCUCCACCGAUAGCAGCUCUACCUCAUCCACCACCGCCGUUGCCACUCCUCGCGAUAGGUUCAAAGACUGGUCGCCUGCCGGUGACUGGCAUCUGCAGAAAGCGUUCCGUGGACAUACCGAUCUCGUAUUCGGCCUUGCAUUCUCCCACAAUGGGAAACUCCUCGCUUCUGGUUCAAGAGAUUGCACACUCAGAGUGUGGAACGUCGAGACCGGAGAGACCGUUCUUGGUCCACUGAAAGGCCACACUGGCGCGGUUUUCUGUGUUGCAUUCUCCCUAGAUGACCGACGUAUUGUCUCUGGCUCUCUCGAUUGUUCUUUCCGCAUUUGGGAUGUACAGACAGGCAAACAGCUGCUCGAGUCCGAAGAGCAUAAAACACCGGUCUGCUCUGUGGCGUUUUCAUCUGAUAGCAGCAGAGUCGCCUUCAGCGACGAUGACUUCCACAUCUUGAUAUGGGAUGUAGACUCGAAGCGUCGUAUUCGCUUGUUAAACCGCCCAGGACAUUUUACUUUUGACCUCCACUUCUCCGCCGAUGAUAGAUUCAUCGCAGCGAUCGGCAAUAAUAGCCUCAGCAUUUGGGAUCUGGACAGUGGAGAAUGGGUGCCGACUUCACGACAAGCAAGAUCUUUCGGCGAUCUUGUUUGGUUUGGAGAAAACACACUGUGCAUUCGUAUUGGUGGGGAGAUUCGCCGAUGGUUCGAUCGAGAGAGGAUAAUACUGGAUGGGAAUUUAGUCCUUUCACCUGACCGGAAAUGUAUUGCUGCUGGCAUCGAAAGUUUGAAUAUCUACCUGUACUCACGAGAUCCAUCUCCCGAAGAGCUGGCAUCAAUGGACGAUAUCGAAGACGAUUUCCUUCGAUUUAUACUUGUCGAAGAUGACCCGGAAACAGAUCCUGAGUCUGAUUUCGAGUCAGACUCUCAGUCCGAGUACGACGCAUGA
Molecule: messenger RNA, 2064 nt
Organism: Stereum hirsutum FP-91666 SS1
Lineage: Eukaryota; Fungi; Basidiomycota; Agaricomycetes; Russulales; Stereaceae
Product: WD40 repeat-like protein
Exons: 7
Coding region: 1-2064 (687 amino acids)
Molecular function (GO): protein binding
Source: RefSeq, a predicted model, not a curated record